This is a messenger RNA of Sceloporus undulatus (fence lizard), 2406 nucleotides long. RefSeq names its product vomeronasal type-2 receptor 26-like. The record is from RefSeq and is a predicted model, not a curated record. The coding region runs from base 1 to 2406 and encodes 801 amino acids. Gene Ontology annotation, biological process: G protein-coupled receptor signaling pathway. The transcript is spliced from 5 exons. Gene Ontology annotation, molecular function: G protein-coupled receptor activity. Gene Ontology annotation, cellular component: membrane. Lineage: Eukaryota; Metazoa; Chordata; Lepidosauria; Squamata; Phrynosomatidae.
AUGAUAACCAAGUUCUACCAGCACAUCUUGGCCUUAGCAUUUACUGUAAACGAAGUCAACAAGAACCCCAGAGUGUUGCCCAAUAUUACACUUGGCUUCCACAUCUUUGACAGCUACAAUGAUGCAAAGAUGACCUAUUCUGCUACUCUGGACUUGCUUUUCGGUUUGGGUGAUUUGACUCCCAACUAUGAAUGUGGUAUCCGGAAAAAUGUAAUAGCUGUUGUUGGAGGAAUGACUUCUGAUAUUUCUUUCCGUAUGGCAGACAUCUUAAGGCUCUAUAAGAUUCCACAGCUUGCAUUUGGUUCAUUUGCGCCAGAAGAACAUAAUGUAACACAACUGCCUUUCUUUUAUCGUACAGUACCAAGUGAAACCCAUCAGUAUGAAGGGAUUGUCCAUUUGCUUCAACAUUUUGGAUGGACAUGGGUUGGCCUUUUUGUGGUGGAUGAUGACAACGGAGAACAUUUCUUGCAGGCACUAGAGCCUUUACUUUCCCAAAAAGGAAUUUGUUCAGCUUUCACAUUAAGGAUCCCAAGCCAGUCUUUUUUAUAUAUUGUUGAUGAAUUGAAACAUGUGACCAAAAAUAUUUAUCUACAUAUCCUGGACAGAAAAGCCAAAACAUGUCUUGUCUAUGGAGAAACGAUGACUGUGAUGUGGUUGAGUGUUUUAGUAGUUCUAGCAGAUCUGGAAUUUAGGGAAAAUGCAACGAAUGGAAAGGUAUGGAUUACAACAGCCCAGAUUGAUUUUGCAGUAACCAGACUUUUCACCGAUCAAAGUUUAAAAAUAUUCCAUGGCACAAUUUCCUUCUCAAUUUACACCAAACAACCUCUAGCAUUCCAGGCAUAUAUUCAGGACAUAAAGACCUAUGCAACAAAAAAUGAUAGUUUUCUCAAGGAAUUCUGGGAACAAGUCUUUGACUGUUCAUUUCCAGGUCCCAAUGUAUUAGAGAAGGACAAUAAACCAUGCACUAGAGAGGAGAGAUUGGAAAACCUUCCUGGGCCGGUUUUUGAAAAGGACAUGACUGGACACAGUUACAGUAUAUACAAUGCAGUCUUAGCUGUGGCACAUGCUUUGCAUACUAUGGAUUCAUCUAGAUCCAACCACAGAUUACUAGAGAGGAGUAGAAGACUUGGCAAUUUCCAGUCUUGGCAGCUUCAUCCAUAUCUUCAAAGCGUUUCCUUUAACAACUCUGUGGGAGAAACAGUGUUUUUUAAUGACAGAGGGGAACUGGUUGCUGGAUUUGACAUCUUCAAUCUACUCAUCUUUCCAAACAUAUCCUUCAAGAAAGUGAAAGUUGGAAGUGUGGGCCUCAAUUCCUUUGGAACGGAAGAAUUCAUGAUUGAUGAGAGUUUAAUAGAGUGGCACUGGAGUUUUAACCAGGUACGUCCCGUUUCUGUGUGUGUCUCUUGUCCUCCUGGUUAUCAGAAGAAAAAGAAGGAAGGAGAAAAAUUUUGCUGUUAUGACUGUGUUCCAUGCCCAGAAGGAAAGAUUUCAUUCAUAAGGGACACAGACAGCUGUUCUGAGUGUCCAGAAGAUCAAUAUCCCAGCAAGGACCAAGAUGGCUGUCUCCAAAAAGUCCGAACUUUCCUGUCUUACCAAGAGCCUCUGGGGAUCAGCUUCACCUUUGUUUCUCUUUCCUUCUCAGUGAUCACAGUUCUGAUCAUGGUCAUAUUUAUUAAAAAUAAAAAUACCCCCAUAGUCAAAGCCAACAACAGGGAUCUCAGCCACAUUCUCCUUACUUCUCUCCUGCUCUGCUUUCUCUCUUCUUUGCUAUUCCUUGGCCAGCCUGUGAAACUGACUUGCCUCCUCCAGCAAUCUGCGUUUGGCAUUGUUUUCUCAGUAGCUGUUUCUUCUGUCUUGGCCAAGACCAUCACUGUGGUUGUAGCUUUCAUGGCCACUAGACCAGGGUCCAGGAUGACAAAAUGGGUGGGGAAAAGACUGGCAAAUUCCAUUGUCCUCUCUUGCUCCCUCAUUCAAGUAGGCAUCUGUGCCAUCUGGCUAGCAACAUCUCCCUCAUUUCCUGACUUGGACAGGCAAUCUGUUACUGAAGAAAUUAUAGUCAAAUGCAAUGACGGGUCUACCAUCAUGUUCUAUCUAGUCCAGGGUUAUCUGGGACUUCUAUCUAUCAUCAGCUUCACAGUGGCUUUCCUAGCCAGGAAGUUGCCAGACAGUUUCAAUGAAGCUAAAUUUAUCAGUUUCAGCCUGCUGGUAUUUUGCAGUGUCUGGAUCUCUUUUGUUCCAACCUACCUGAGCAGCAAGGGGAAAAACACGGUGGUUGUGGAGAUCUUCUCUAUCCUAGCAUCCAGUGCUGGACUGUUGGUUUGUAUCUUUUUCCCCAAGUGCUAUAUUAUUGUGCUCAGGCCUGAGCUGAACAAAAAAGAACAACUGAUACAGAGAAAGAAUGUUUAA